CAGUUCUUGUUCGUCACGCGUGUGAAAACGUUCAUAUUUACGAUCCAUUAGUGUGCCAUUUAUAAUUAUCGUCAUGGAUUUUUAUUACUAAUAGUAAUCAUAACUAUCAUUAAUAUCAAUAAUAACAAUAAUAACACCCGUUAUCUCCUGACAAUUGGUUUUGCGAUCAAUUAUAUUGAUCACUACGCCGAUCUGUUUUAUUCGUCUUUAAUCGAUAAAUAAUUGCCGAGUUAAUAAAAAAAAAUUUGUCGAAAAAUUUUUUAGCUUUUAACAAAAAAAAAUCUAAAUUCUCCGGUGAAUUUGUGUAAGUGAUAAUAACACCGUGUGAUCUACAAGCAUUAUCUCAUUGUCGCGUGUAUCUGUUGAUAUAAGUGUGUACCAUAUAUUUAUAUGUAUAUAAAUAUAACAACUGAUGACAGUUUUGUUGGUCAAGACAGUUUGCAAUCGUGUGAUCUAGUCGCUAAUUGGGCUCCUGUGUCCCAAGUGAUAUUUUUUAGUUUUAUUUAACGAAAAAUACAAAUAUUAAUUUAUUUAAUUGAUUUAUAAAACUUUUCACUCAUUUUUUUUAUCUAAAACCCUGAUUGGCUAUAGUUUAUGUUCAUCUCAGUGAGAUUUAUGUUUAUUUACUCGGAUGUUGUGUGACUUUUUUUUUUAGAUCAAGACCAGAGUCCAAGAUGCUCCAGGGGAUUUUUAAAAGAAAAAACGCAUGAGCAAUUAUGAAUAAACAAGGUGUGAUUGGAAUGCCGUAUUGAGAAUAAACUAUAGAUAAAUUUAUUGUUCAACACCUAUAGUUCGUAUCAAUAAACGCGAUAAACUAUUUUUCAUUUUUUAUUCACCAGAAUAGAACAUUAUUGUAAUUUAUAGUGACAUAUUUAUAUCUUUUGGAUAUCAAAGUGGAAAUUUAUUGUGUCUAAAAUUAAAUAUUGAAAAAAAAAAUAACACUUUGUGGAGAAAAAUAUUAUUUUGUGUGGUUUGUGAUUCACUUUUACAAAAUACGUUAGCUAGGUUAUCAAAGCAGGGCAUAUGGCCCUGGACUAUGGUAUCUCCAGUAUGCACCAUCCAAAUCAUUUAGAAGACGUGAGCUAUAGAAACGUCGAAAUCACGUCUGCCUUUACGCACCUGCCUCAAAAAGACAUGGCGAGGGACACGCCGGGCUCGCCGAUGUCGCGACCACGUGACCUGGCCGCUGGGGGCGCUACGGCAACCCUUACUUCCGGCGCUUAUCAUGUCUCCACCACCGACCCACAGACUUUGCAUGAUCACGCGCUCCAGCAAAAAAUACUCGAGCUACAGCAGCAUCAUCAGCUCCAGCAGCAAAUUCUACGGCAGCAGUACCAGGCACAAGAGCGACAUCUUGUCGAGGUGCAUGAACAUCAAUUACAUCAAUUGAAGCUCUGGGAACAGCAGAAGCAGCUCGAGGAUCAAAUGAGGGAAAAAGAGCGGAUUGAGGCACUGAGAAAGAAAGACAAACAUGAUCACAGCGCUAUCGCUUCUACGGAGGUCAAAUUACGCUUGCAGAGUUUUCUCGUCAAUAAAAAACAGAGAGAAGCUGCAGCCGCGGCUAAUGGAGCCGUACCCGGUACUCCUGGCUACAGAAGUUGGAUACAGUCACAGUCCGAAUCGAGCAGCUCGACGAAUACUUCGCAUCCUUAUCGGAUGCCUCAGAUGCUGCAGGAAAAAUUCGGGGACGAUUUUCCGCUUCGUAAAACAGCCUCGGAGCCAAACUUGCUCAAGGUGCGACUUAAACAGCGUGUGAUGGAGCGGAACAUGGCAGCGACACGAAAUUCACCCCUUACGGCACGUCGGAAGGAUCGACUCCUGUCGCAUCUCAAGCGGAAGUCACUCCUCGCAAACUCAGGUUCGAACCCCGAAUCCGGGCCUAAUUCACCGCCAACAGGGAACAACUCCCAAGCAAGUCCUCCUGCUGGCAGUAAUACACCUAUUCAAGAGGAAAAUGAAAAUAUACAGUAUGGAGGCCCUUUAACGAGUAGUAGUCAACAGGGAAGUCUUUCUGAUUUAUCAUUAUUUAGUUCACCUUCAAUGCCGAAUAUAUCAUUAGGAAGACCUCACGUACCGUCAUCUAGUUCUUCUUCCAGUGGAUCAAAACUCGCACCAGUAUCAGAAGCCGAAGUCCGUGCAGCAUUUACAGCGCGACUAGGUAUGCCAUUAACAGGACAAAUGUUACCUGGAACCCUGCCAUUUUAUCCAUCACUAACCGUAAUUGAGGGCGAGCCGUCAUAUAUUCACAAACAAAUGCAAAAUUUGGAACAGCAAGGAAGCCGACAGCAUACAGUAUAUCAUAAUUCCCCAAUAACGGACACUCAAGUAGCUCACGCAAGACUUCAUAAGGCUGGUCACCGGCCUUUAGGUAGUAGAACACAGUCCGCGCCACUACCUCUGGGCCACCCGAUGCUCCAGGGCGGGAUAAUACCGCCCCCGACGACUCACUACGAAGAAUACCUCGCGGAAAAGCAGCUCCAUGAGCAGCAGCAGGCUCACAAUUAUCUCAAGCAGCAAAUUCGCCAGACAGUCUUGACCCGAGUGGUCUCUCGCAGCGGAGGCGGUCAAGCCAACCAGCUCGAGGAAGCUCCCGAGUCCGAGGAGUCUGAAGUAAUAGACCUCACGGGGAAGAAAGAAGUCCCGGAAGAAAGCGAGAUCUCCAAGCAGCAGCGCGACCGCGAGCAAUUCCUCCAGCAGCAGCGGGACCUCAUGAUGCGACAUAACCUCCAGGGUAACGAGAGUCCGGCCUACGUCGCCAGCAGGAACUCCCAGUCAGCUCGUCCGCUCUCCAGAGCACUCUCCAGUCCACUUGUUCAUCUAGGACCACAGGGUACCAGUGGAGAUGUGUUUGCAAGGGGAUCUCCUCACCGACCCACCACCGGGCUGGCCUACGACCCGAUGAUGCUCAAGCACGCGUGUGUCUGUGGGGAAACGGUUAGAGGUCAUCCCGAACACGGGGGUCGUCUUCAGAGUGUUUGGGCUAGACUUUCUGAGACUGGGUUGCUACAACGCUGCGAUCGUAUUCGAUCGCGAAAAGCUACGCUAGAGGAAAUUCAAACCUGCCAUAGUGAAGCUCACACACUUUUAUUUGGUACAAAUCCGCUAAACCGUCAAAAAUUAGAUCUAUCAAAGCUAUCGCCGCUGCCAAUUAAAAAUUUCGUACGACUGCCGUGCGGCGGUGUGGGUGUUGACUCAGAUACAACGUGGAACGACCUCCACACGGCACCCGCGGCGCGAAUGGCUGUUGGUUGUGUUGUUGACUUGGCCUUCAAAGCAGCGAUGGGUGACAUAAAAAAUGGGUUCGCUGUUGUCAGGCCGCCAGGUCAUCAUGCCGAGCCGAAUCAGGCCAUGGGCUUCUGUUUUUUUAAUUCUGUAGCUAUAGCUGCUAAACUUUUGCAACAAAAGUUGAAUACCAGAAAAAUUCUUAUUUUAGACUGGGACGUCCAUCAUGGCAAUGGAACGCAGCAAAUGUUUUACGACGACCCACGUGUACUUUACCUGUCAAUCCACCGACACGACGACGGAAACUUCUUUCCUGGAACUGGAGGCUCGACAGAGUGCGGAGUGGGCGACGGACUCGGGUACAAUGUCAAUAUUUCAUGGUCAGGCAUGCUGAAUCCUCCCAUGGGCGACGCUGAGUAUCUAGCGGCCUUCAGAACCGUCGUGAUGCCCAUUGCCAAGGAGUUCAAUCCGGACGUCGUUAUUGUAUCCGCGGGAUUCGACGCAGCGACUGGACACCCGGCUCCUUUGGGCGGGUACAAUGUUAGUCCAGCGUGUUUUGGAAGAAUGACGCAGUAUUUGCUGGAACUCGCUGACGGCAAAGUCAUUCUUGCUUUAGAGGGUGGCUAUGAUCUCGCUGCCAUUUGUGAUUCUGCUCAGGAAUGUGUCAGGGCGUUGCUAGGGGAUGAACCGACUCCGAUUCGCGAUGAAGAACUCACGAGGGUGCCCUGUCAAAAUGCUAUUGAUACUCUACAGAAAACUAUUGCUAUUCAGAUGUCACACUGGCCUUGUGUAAAGUUAGCUGCUCAUACCGUAGCAAUGAGUGCUGUCCAAGCGAGCCAGAAAGAACACGAUGAAACAGAUACUGUGUCUGCAAUGGCUUCACUAUCAAUGCAGCAGCCGACUAAUUUAACAAAAACGCCCGAACAUUCCCGUGAAGUUUCCGAAGAGCCAAUGGAGCAGGAUGAAACAAAGUAAAUGAUAAAAAAAAAAUCCUCAAUGUUUUUAUGAAUUUUAAAUUAAUUGUUGAUGGAUCUUCGUAUGAAUUUAAUUAGUCUAUUGAGAGAAAAAAUUCAAAUAUUUUAAUAAGUUUAAAAUACCUGCCGUAUUUUUACAUAAAUUAAAAUACCAAAUUUAUUA
Messenger RNA from Cotesia glomerata, 4359 nucleotides. It is a transcript of the gene HDAC4, whose product is annotated as histone deacetylase 5. Gene Ontology annotation, biological process: negative regulation of transcription by RNA polymerase II; chromatin organization. Gene Ontology annotation, molecular function: histone deacetylase activity. Lineage: Eukaryota; Metazoa; Arthropoda; Insecta; Hymenoptera; Braconidae. The transcript is spliced from 18 exons. Gene Ontology annotation, cellular component: histone deacetylase complex. The record is from RefSeq and is a predicted model, not a curated record. Bases 1024 to 4197 code for a protein of 1057 amino acids.